AUGUCUGGAUCUGGAGGUUCCGAAGUGAGAACUCCAAUUUUCUCUGGUGAGAACUACGAGUUUUGGAGAACCAAGAUGAUGACGAUUUUUAAAUCACAUGAGUUGUGGAAUUUGGUAGAGAAGGGAGUUAAACCUUCUGAUUCGGGGAAGAAGAAGGAUGAAGGAUCAUCGGAGGAUGAUGUAGAUGGACAAAUGGCUGCUGUGUUGAUGCAAAAUGCAAAGGCUUUGGGAAUCAUUCAGAAUGCAGUCUCGGAUAAAAUCUUCCCUCGAAUCGCCAAUGCUGAAUCAGCGAAGGUGGCAUGGGAUUUGUUGUACGGAGAAUAUGAAACGACCCGACCCAAUUUCCACUUUGAAAUCCGGGCCGAAUCCUGUUUAAAACUAACACCUGGUAACUGUGGGUCUUAA
Molecule: messenger RNA, 405 nt
Organism: Prunus armeniaca (apricot)
Lineage: Eukaryota; Viridiplantae; Streptophyta; Magnoliopsida; Rosales; Rosaceae
Source: the annotation of a GenBank genome assembly